CUCUUCUCUUGUGCAAGCCCAACAUAAAUUAUAUAUUGCGUCUCUCUCUUCUCUCUCUUUCUUUCAGUUUUCUUGGUACUUAUCAAAAGACUGUCAUGGAGAAGUUGAACGUGGUACAUGCAUUGAAGCCAGUUCUGCUAAUGGUGUUGGUGCAGGUUGCAAAUGCUUGGGUCAAUGUUCUCUACAAGCUCGCCCUUAACGAUGGCAUGAACUUGAGUAUCAUCGUUGCUUACCGCUAUGUUUUCGCCACUGCUUUCAUUGCUCCACUAGCUUUUCUUAUUGAAAGGAAGACGAGGACGAAGAUGACUUGGACGAUACUUUUUCAGGCAUUCGUAUGUGGCUUAAUUGGUGGAGCUUUGCCUCAAAACUUAAACAUGGAAGCAAUCGCUUUAACUUCAGUAACAUUCACUACUGCCAUAUCCAAUCUCAUCCCGGCCCUCACCUUCAUCAUAUCCCUUUCCUUCGGAUUGGAGAGAUUGAAUUUAAAAACAGCAGGAGGGAAGGCGAAGAUAAUUGGAACAAUAACUGGAAUUAGUGGAGCAAUGAUUCUAACUUUCUUGAAAGGCCCAGAAGUUCAGAUGCUUUCGUUCCACAUAAAUCUUUUCAACCAUCCAAACGGCAAUGUCGUACAUCCACACGCUACUUCUGGCGUUAUGACCAUAUUCGGUGCACUCGCGUCUGUCGCAAGCAACGUCUCUUAUGCACUAUGGCUUAUCAUUCAGGCAAAAAUGAGUGAAAGAUACCCUUGUCCUUAUUCAAGCACAGCGUUAAUGUCCCUAAUGGGGGCACUGUUAUCCGUUUCUUAUGCAUUUUGUGUUGAAAGAGAUUUGAGUGAGUGGAGAUUGGGCUGGAAUAUCAGACUGUUGACUGUAGCUUAUGCGGGUAUAGUGGUUUCUGGAGUGAUGGUGGCUGUGAUUUCGUGGUGUGUACGCGCGAGAGGUCCAUUGUUUGUCUCUAUUUUCAGCCCUCUUAUGCUUGUGGUUGUGGCCUUUGCUGGAUCCACUAUUUUGGACGAGAAGCUAUAUCUUGGGAGCAUAAUUGGAUCAGUGAUGAUUAUUUGCGGAUUAUACGUGGUUCUGUGGGGUAAAAGCAAAGAGAUGAAGAAGAAUCAAUCGGUUCCAUCAGAAAGCGCCCAUAAAUUAGACACAGUUGAAAUAAUGGUCAAACCUCGAGUAGAAGAAAAGAGCAACAAUAGCAAUAGCCUGGUGAAUGCUGUAAAUGCGGUUGGGGAAAAUGGAGAGAAGAAGUAAUAUCUCAGAAGAACUAAACAUCCCUUAAUCCAAGGCAUUUACUAUACAAGUAAUGUAGAUAGCUUGCCAUUCUUUUCUAAUUGCCUCCAACAUGCUAUGCCCAUUUUUUUUUUUUGUAGUGUUGGAGAAGGUGAGGCGUGGCUAAUUAUAAUUUCAUUUCUCUUGCUCCUUCAUUUUAUAUAUACAGAACUUAAAAAUGGCUCUGCUUA
This is a messenger RNA of Vigna radiata var. radiata (mung bean), 1459 nucleotides long. RefSeq names its product WAT1-related protein At1g68170. NCBI's taxonomy places the organism in Eukaryota, Viridiplantae, Streptophyta, Magnoliopsida, Fabales, Fabaceae. The coding region runs from base 96 to 1250 and encodes 384 amino acids. The transcript has 7 exons. Gene Ontology annotation, cellular component: plasma membrane. The record is from RefSeq and is a predicted model, not a curated record. Gene Ontology annotation, molecular function: transmembrane transporter activity.